Molecule: messenger RNA, 1103 nt
Organism: Medicago truncatula (barrel medic)
Lineage: Eukaryota; Viridiplantae; Streptophyta; Magnoliopsida; Fabales; Fabaceae
Product: protein PGR
Exons: 5
Coding region: 73-945 (290 amino acids)
Cellular component (GO): membrane
Source: RefSeq, a predicted model, not a curated record
CCUUAAAAUUGCAACAGACAACAACAACUUCAAUCUCAUCAUCACCGAAGAAACCCAAUUUCGGAAACUCAAAUGGACCCAUCUUUUUCUCAGUGGAUCCGACCAUUGGUUGCUGUCACUGUUGGUUCCUUAAUCGCAUUCAGAGCUCAUAGGAAAAAUUCCCUCAGCACUUCUGGUGCAAUUGCUGGUUUCUUCGUUAUGUCUCUUCAUGUUUUUGUUGGAUUUAGGUUUGCGGCUAUGAUAUUUGCUUUCUUUUUCACUUCGUCUGCACUCACAAAGAAGGGACAAGAUACGAAGCGGUUGAUUGAUCCUGAGUUUAAACAAGGUGGACAAAGAAACUGGAUACAAGUUCUGGCCAAUAGUGGCAUUGCCUCUGUUCUGAUUGUAGCUUUAUGGGUACUAACAGAAGGGAAGGAUCAGUGCAUGAACUCUAAAGACUCGGCUCUGAUUACCGCUCUCAUUGGUGGUGUUAUUGGCCAUUAUUGCUGCUGCAAUGGAGACACAUGGUCUUCAGAGCUUGGAGUUCUCAGCAAUGAUCGGCCUCGUCUAAUCACAACCUUCAAGCCUGUGAGGAAGGGUACAAAUGGCGGUGUAACAAAAACAGGACUUUUAGCAGCUGCAGCUGGUGGAAGUGUCAUUGGAGUGUCGUAUGUUCUUCUAGAACUUUUGACAAUCAGGUGUGGGUCUGAUAGAGUUCUCAAGCAACUAUUGGUCAUACCCCUCACUACCGUGGCAGGACUAUGUGGAAGUAUCAUUGACUCUCUAUUGGGCGCAACAUUGCAAUUUAGUGGAUUCUGCUCUAUUCGCCAGAAGGUUGUUGGAAAUCCAGGAACAACCGUUAAAAGGAUUUCAGGUCUCAGUAUUCUUGACAACAAUGCAGUGAACUUUGUGUCAAUACUACUGACCACAAUUUUAACUUCAAUCGCUUGUUUGUACAUAUUUUAAUUUCUUCGCAAGAGCAGUUGAAGAAUUCAAAAUUUGUAAUCGGAUGAUAGAACAGGGCAAACUCCUAUCAAGGAAGUCUUUGAAAGGAGGAAGCCAAAUAAAAGGGCAGAAUAGGGCCCUUGUGAUUUAAUUCUUGUAUCCAUAUCUGGUUCUAGUUC